Verticillium nonalfalfae is the source of this 1143-nucleotide messenger RNA. RefSeq lists its product as uncharacterized. Gene Ontology annotation, cellular component: Golgi apparatus. The coding region runs from base 1 to 1143 and encodes 380 amino acids. Gene Ontology annotation, molecular function: antiporter activity. NCBI's taxonomy places the organism in Eukaryota, Fungi, Ascomycota, Sordariomycetes, Glomerellales, Plectosphaerellaceae. The record is from RefSeq and is a predicted model, not a curated record. The transcript has 4 exons.
AUGUCUACGCAGGCCGUCGCCAUGGAUCGAGCGCCAUCAUUUGGCUCGUCAGCCACCGAAACAGGCACAAUAGAUGAACGUGAAGGCCUGACCAAAUCGGCCUCCUUGUAUGGAGACGAGGAGGAAGGACAGAGAGGUUCCGUCGAUCACACCGACGACGAUGAUGGCCUGCCAGACGAUCAUCUGCUUGGCUCCAGGUCUGAAAAAACACAAGAACAGCCAGCCAGCUCUCGGAUUGCGCUCCUAUGGAUGCUCAUCAACACUUUGGCAACUAUCUGCAUUGUCUUCACGAACAAGGCCAUCUUCUCAGAUCCAUCAUUGAAACUUUGCCAGUUGACGUUUGCCGCCUUCCACUUCUUCGUCACCUGGCUUACACUGCACCUUCUCUCCCGACCUUCUCUUGCCCUGUUCGUCCCCCGGCGAGCUUCGAUCAAGACAUUGAUCCCUUUGUCUGUGGCAAUGUGCCUGAACGUCAUCCUUCCCAACUUGUCACUCGCCUUCUCCUCGGUCACUUUCUACCAGCUCGCCCGCAUUCUUCUGACCCCGACUGUGGCACUUAUGAAUUUCGUGCUCUACCGGGCCACCUUGCCUCGUGCUGCCAUGGUCGCCUUGAUCCCGGCGUGCCUUGGCGUCGGCAUGGUCUCUUACUAUGAUACACGACCUACAUCGGAUGCUGCAAUCAACAGCACGUCUGUGCUUGGUGUUGUUUUCGCCUUUUCAGGCAUUUUCGCCUCUUCACUCUACACGGUCUGGAUCGCCAGCUAUCACCGCAAGCUUGAGAUGUCAAGCAUGCAGCUGCUGCACAACCAGGCGCCGAUUGCUGCCUUUCUACUUCUAUACGCUAUUCCAUUUGUGGACAACUUCCCAGUAUGGUCAGAGGUGGCCCUUCCGCGGUGGAUUCUCAUCUUGAUUUCUGGCCUUUGUGCCUCUCUCAUCAACAUCUCCCAGUUCUUCAUCGUUGCUCAGACUGGUCCUGUCUCGAGCACAGUGGUGGGCCACGUCAAGACGUGCACCAUCGUGGCCUUGGGCUGGAUGCUCUCCGGACGAAGUGUUGACGAUAAAUCUAUUUUCGGCGUUCUCAUUGCCAUUGGAGGCAUUCUUGCGUAUUCUGCGGUGAUGCUCGAACAUAAAGCCAAAAGCUAG